CGUACACCAGCUGACUUAACUGACUUGACUUUGUCAACGUGAGAUUUUCUUGGCAUUUUCGAGGUUAUGAUAAAACAUUUUUGUAUUAUCUAUGAUCGCUUGUUAGAAUUUUCAUUUAUUUAUUAAUUAUGGGUAAAAGUAAAAACAAGAAUCAAGAACGAAAGAAGAAAAUAACAUUAGUUUUCGAUGAAACCAAAAGAAAGGACUUCCUUUGUGGAUUUCGUAAACGAAAAUUAGAGAGGAAAAAGAAAGCACAAGAAGAAUUACAGCGUAUGUUAAAAGAAGAAAAGAAAAGAAUAAAACAGGAGAACAAAGAAGCUUAUAAAAAGUUAGUUGUAUCGUCUCGACCUAUUCCUGAUAUUGAACAGUUAUUACAAGAUGAAUAUGAAGAUGAAGAUGUUAAUGUUAAAAUAGUAGAGUUAUCUUCAGAUGUCUUGCAGAAAAAAGAUUUAGUAAUUGGUGAAAAUAGGCCAACAGAAAGUACUGUAAAAAGAGAUGUUUGCAAAAAAAGAAGUGUUGAAGAUAUUCCAGGCAUGGCUUUAGAUACAGAAAAUGAAAAAUAUGAAUCUGAAGUAGAAGAAAAUGCUGAGAAAAAGUUAAAAACUAAAAAAGAGAUAAAGAAAAUGCUAAAAAGACAAGCUACAAAAAAGAUACAAAAAAGUAAAGUGUUUCAAAUGAAGAGUAAUCUGGAAAAGGUGCAGAACAAGAAGAAAUCUCAACAAAAGAAAAGAAGAAUGAAUAUGAAAUCUCAGCCCCACAAAGACAAGUCUAAGAAGAAAACAGGCAGAAGGCAUUAAAAAUGAUCAUGAUAUGUAAUUCUCUUAUUUAUUAUAUUCACCAAUUAGCCUUUUAGUAUUCAUAAUGAUAACAUACAAAACAAACGCUUUAAUCAACAUGAGUUAUUUUUGGCAGAUCUAGACUUUUUAAUUUCUGCUCUGCAAGAGCCUUCUCCUUGCUCCUUUUUAUUUCGAGGUGAUUUUCUUUUCUGAGGAGAUUUGUUGUGUUCUUUAUUUAACUGAAAAUCUGUUUUCUGUAGAAUUUCAACACCCUUCUGUGUAUGUAAUUCAUUACCAGACUCUAAUAAUUUUGUAUUCUCUGUUUUUGGAGCUUUUCUUUUGUUGCAUUUGUUAGGUUCAGUUUUAAUCAAAUUGAGCUCUGUUUUAGGAAUGAAAUCAUCAUAUUCUGUUUUAAUUUCUGUCUUGAUAGGAGAUUUUUUAGAUGGCGAUUUUCUUCCCUUUCCACUAGAUGGACAAAUAUCUCUAUUCAAACAUUCAUUACAGAUAGGGUUUACAGGCAAACAUAUUGUUUGUCCAAAUCCUACCAUAAGGUGAUUUACUUCACUCCACAACUCAAAAGGUAGCCAAGUUUGUAGAGCUUUUCUGGUUUCUUCAGGAGUAGCUGUAGGCUUACUCACCCAGCCUAUCCUGUUACUAAUUCUGUGUACAUGUGUAUCAACCCCUAAAAUAGACAUUUCAUUAGAUACAUCAUAAGGUGUUGGAUAAGUAACACUUAUUAUUCAACUUACCAAUCCCAGUGACUUUAUUCCAAGCAACUUGCAUGCAAAUGUGAGCCAUCUUAGGUCCUACACCAGUGAGUUUGCAAAGUUUAUCUACAGAGUCUGGUAUAUCUCCUUUAUACUGUUCUUUUAAGGUUUGAGUUGUUUUCUUUAUGUAUUUUAC
This is a messenger RNA of Diatraea saccharalis (sugarcane borer), 1679 nucleotides long. NCBI's taxonomy places the organism in Eukaryota, Metazoa, Arthropoda, Insecta, Lepidoptera, Crambidae. The record is from the annotation of a GenBank genome assembly.